Neoarius graeffei (lesser salmon catfish) is the source of this 2440-nucleotide messenger RNA. RefSeq lists its product as uncharacterized. Gene Ontology annotation, molecular function: GTP binding; ATP hydrolysis activity. The transcript has 6 exons. The coding region runs from base 497 to 2440 and encodes 647 amino acids. The record is from RefSeq and is a predicted model, not a curated record. Lineage: Eukaryota; Metazoa; Chordata; Actinopteri; Siluriformes; Ariidae.
CUUCCCCCUUACCCAGCAGGAGAGGAUGAGGAAAGUCAAGAACAGGAAAGGAUUCAGUUGCUAACAGAAGUAAUGAAGAGAGACAACAACAAAUUGAUCAAAGAAAAGAUGGCCAAAACCUUUGCACACCGAAGAAAUGAAAUCAUCAACCAAUCACCCUCCAUAGAGGACAUCAGAGCCAGGUGGCCAGCUCUAUUUGAGGCAUCUAUAUCCAGGAUGAGUUCCACAGAAUCACAAUGGUGCACCUGGAACCAAAGUUCAUGUCCAAGCUGGAUGAGUACUCUCCCAGGCUUCUGAACCUCUUCCAUGCAAAGGGCGGAGCCAUGGGGUUAAAGUUGCAGACUGUCCUACUAAAGGCUCCUAGCAGUCCUACUGUCAGCAUGACCAGAGAAGUUGUCAUCAAGUGUUUUAUCUUGGGGAAUGUGCUGAGCAGCUCUUUAAAGAGUAUGAUGAUGCAGAUGAAGGCAGUGUGGCACAGGAUCUUUCUGUACAAAAGAUGAAAAUAUACAGCAUCAAGAAUAAUCUGACUGAGGGUACAAAAGACUUUGGGAUCGUGAUAGAGGGAACAAAGGUCCUCACUGUGCUGGAAAACUUUCCGAGGGUUUGUGCCAUGCUCGUUGGAUUGACAUAUGCAAUGAAUCUUGCCUCUCCCAUGGAGCUCAGGUUUUUUCUGUUUGCUGGAAUCAUCAGAAAUUUUCAUUUCAAUCUUUCACACAUUAUUAUGGCUAGCAGAUCUCAAGAGGCAUCGGAAGUUGUACGUGAUGUAAUCAAGAAGAGUCAAUUAAUAGCUUCAUCUCCUGAUGGUCCACCUGCACGAUAUCGUCUCCUCACAACCAGAUGUAAUCUUGAUCAAGACCGCUCAGUGAGAAAAUGGACAUUUGGACAGCAAGACAAAAAUAUGCAAAACAAAAUUGUACUGAUGGUCGGAGAAACUGGAACAGGCAAAACUACUCUGAUCAAUGCCAUGGUAAAUUAUAUACUUGGAGUGAAGUUUACAGAUGAAGUAUGGUUUGAGAUUACAGAAGAGGGAGAAAAUAAUCAAACCUCAGAUCAGUCACAAAGUCAAACAACUCAAAUCACUGUGUAUGAGGUCUUUGCCCAGGACAACCCAAUCUGUCUGACCAUUAUUGACACUCCAGGUUAUGGAGACACCAGGGGAAUGGAUAUGGAUAAACAGAUUGCUGAGAAUCUGUACAAACUGUUUCACAAUGAUAAUGGAGUGAAGGAACUCGAUGCAGUAUGUCUGGUAGUGAAAGCAACUGAGAAUAGACUCUCUGACAGACAGCAUUACAUCUUUGAUGCAAUUUUGUCCUUAUUUGGUAAAGACAUAAAGAACAACAUUGUCAUUUUUGUCACUCAUUCAGAUGGAAUGCCUCCAUCAAAUGUGAUGAAUGCAAUUAAGAGAGCAGGGAUUCCCUGCAGGAAAGAUGAAGAAAAUGAACCCGAGUGUUUCUUAUUCAACAAUCGUCAAUCUGAGAAAAGGAGCAAAAAGUAUAAGAAACUGCUCCAGGCUGCUUGGGAAAUGACAGAGGACACAUUAAAUGAUUUCUUUGCCUCCCUGAAAGAAGAGAACAGAAAAAGCUUAGAGCAGACUGAUAAGGUUCUGGCUGAGUCCAAACGACUUGAAGCCUGUAUUUCUAACCUGCAAAACCGUAUUGACUUUGUAGAGUGCAAAAGUAAAGAACUAGCCCAGAUUCAGAAAGCCCUUGAGGCAAACCGAGAAAAGAUUGAGAGAAAUGAAAACUUUACUUUUGAAGUCACCACAUAUUACAAAGAAAAAGUACUCAUUGAAAAUGCUUCAUGGAAGGACAGCAAGGCCACCAGUUGCUCUCAGUGUGAAGAGAACUGUCAUGAGUAUGGCUGCUGGGCUGCUUGGAAUGCUUCGCAGUGUGAAGUCAUGAAAAAUAACCACUGCACAUCAUGUAAAGGUAAAUGUCACUAUACUAAACAUGUCAGAGAGAACAAGAAAUAUGUUAGACGCAGUAGACGGACCACAAUGACAUAUGAUGAGCUCAAAAAACAAUUUGAAACUAGCAAUAAUUCAGCAUCAAAUAUCAAGUGUGAUUUAAAGUCCUAUGAAAAUGUCAAAAAUGAGUUAGAAAGCGACAAGAAACAGGAAGAGAAGAUGACAAGCAUAGAGAAGAGACUGAAAGAAGAGAUAACCAAGAAAGAAAAGGAAAAAGCUGACCUGGUGGAAGAAGCCCACAACGCCAUCAUGAAACUGUCUGAGAUAGCUUUAAAGCCAGACUCUGCUUUCAUUGUUCAAGGUCUUGACUUCUUGAUCCCUCAUGCUGAAGAAACUGGAAGAAAGAGCCUUGCAAAGAAUCUGAGGGAGCUGAGAAAAACCAUUAAACCUGAAUCAGAGGAAAGAGUUAAUGCUGCAGUGGGGUAUGCAAGAGCAGCUUUCAGUAAAGUGAAAAAUUUUUUCUGGUCAAAAUGA